AUGGCGGACAAGGUCGAGAAUGCCAAUGCCGCCAUGGCGAAGCUCCAGCUUGACGAGGAGACUGGAGAGAUGGUAUCUAAGGGGGAGCUGAAGAAGAGAAUGCAGAAGAGAGCAAAGAAGGCUGCCAAGGAAGCCAUUGCGAAGGAUGCGCCUCCGGCAGAGAAGAAGGCCCCACCAAAGCCCAAGGAGAAGCAGGAGGAGGUCAUCGACACCGAUGCCAUGUUCAAGCAGGGCUUCCUCGCUGAAGUGUUCGAAAAGAGGCCCAUGAAGCCGGUCUUCACGCGAUUCCCUCCUGAACCAAACGGAUUCUUGCACAUCGGCCACGCGAAAGCAAUCGCAGUCAACUUUGGCUUCGCGAGAUUCCACGGCGGCGAGUGCUACCUAAGAUACGACGACACCAAUCCCGAAGCAGAAGAGGAGGUCUACUUCACUGCCAUCCUGGACACCAUUCGGUGGCUCGGGUUCAAACCUUACAAGAUCACCUACUCUAGCGACAACUUCCAGAAGCUAUACGACCUCGCGGAGAAGCUGAUAGGGCUAAGCAAGGCAUAUGUAUGCCACUGUGACGACGCGGAAAUCAAGCUGCAGCGUGGCGGUGAGAAGGGCGAGAGUCCUCGAUAUCGAUGCAAACAUGCGGACCAGUCCGCGGAAGAAAACCUCCAGAAAUUCAGAGAUAUGAGGGACGGCAAAUACCAGCCCAGGGAAGCAUUCCUCCGCAUGAAGCAGGACAUAACAGACGGCAACCCCCAGAUGUGGGAUCUCGCGGCCUAUCGCGUCCUGGACAAGCCUCAUCACCGCACAGGAGACACUUGGAAGAUCUACCCAACCUACGACUUCACCCAUUGUCUAUGCGAUUCGUUCGAGGGCAUCACUCACUCGCUAUGCACAACUGAGUUCAUCCUGAGCAGGGUAAGCUACGAGUGGCUGAACAAGACUCUGGAAGUCUACGAGCCCAUGCAGCGCGAGUACGGGCGCCUUUCCCUCAGCGGCACUGUCCUCUCGAAGCGGAAGAUUCUAAAGCUAGUGGAGGACAAGAUUGUGCGAGGUUGGGACGACCCAAGGCUGUACACACUGAUGGCGAUCAAGCGGAGGGGUGUCCCCCCAGGUGCGAUUCUCGAGUUUGUCAACGAACUUGGUGUUACUACCAACGCCACUGUCAUCCAGAUUGUCAGGUUCGAGCAGUCGAUCCGGAAAUACCUGGAGCGCACAGUACCGCGGCUUAUGCUGGUUCUGGACCCCAUCCCGGUUGUCAUCGAGGACAUCGGCACUGAAGAAGGCAAGGAGCUCACGCUGCCGUUCUCGCCAAAGAACCCUGCCAUGGGCAGCCACACCGUCAAGCUCACCAAGACCGUGUACAUCGACCGCUCCGACUUCCGCGAGGUCGACGACCCCAGCUACUUCCGUCUGGCCCCCGGCAAGACCGUCGGGCUACUCCAGAUCCCCUACCCCAUCAAGGCGACCUCCUUCACCAAGGACGAAGCGACCGGCAAGGUCACGGAGGUGCGCGCCGUGUUCGACCGCGAGGCGAAGAGGGCCAAGACGUACAUCCAGUGGGUCGGCACGGACGGCUCCCGCCGCUGCGAGGUGCGCGUGCACAACCCGCUCUUCAAGAGCGACAACCCGAGCGCCGUCGAGGGCGGCUUCCUGAGCGACCUCAACCCGGAGAGCGAGGUGGUCUACCCGGACGCGAUCAUCGAGUCCGGCAUUGACGAGGUCAGGCGGCGCGCGCCCUGGCCCGAGGCGGCGGGCGAGAGCGAGCUUGGCAAGGGGGGCCCAGAGUCCGUCCGGUUCCAGGGAAUGCGGGUGGCUUAUUUUGCUCUGGACACCGACAGCACGGAUGACAAGAUCGUCCUGAACAGGAUCGUGUCGCUGAAGGAAGAUGCCGGUAAGAACUAG
Messenger RNA from Diaporthe citri, 1896 nucleotides. RefSeq lists its product as uncharacterized. Gene Ontology annotation, cellular component: cytoplasm; cytosol. Gene Ontology annotation, biological process: glutaminyl-tRNA aminoacylation; translation. The coding region runs from base 1 to 1896 and encodes 631 amino acids. Gene Ontology annotation, molecular function: ATP binding; glutamine-tRNA ligase activity. The transcript has 4 exons. NCBI's taxonomy places the organism in Eukaryota, Fungi, Ascomycota, Sordariomycetes, Diaporthales, Diaporthaceae. The record is from RefSeq and is a predicted model, not a curated record.